AUGCCAGUACCUGCUCCUUCUACCCCAAGACCUCGUGUGCCUAGUCGUGUUGAUAAUGACCGUAACAUACAUGUUCAUCCUCGUCUUAGACAAGUGCUGCGACUUGAACCUAUUUUGCACAUGGUCUAUCCUCAACUGACAGCCGACGAGAUGUCUCAACGUUUUAUCAUGACUGUGGGCUAUGCUAUUGAUGCUCGCUUGAGGUGGGAAUCUUUAGCAGCUAUUACGUGUAUUGCUCUCGAAUUUAGUCUACCCAUAACCAUUCCGAUUGAUCCCAUCGAUUAUCCUGUUUACUUUGUAUGGAUGCGUACGCCGGAUCAGCACCCCAUGUCCGAUUCCGUUCCGUAUGUCAUGCUCUUCCACGUUUUUGGCGGCGGUAGCGCGCACAGUGCAUCUUUGCGCGUGUCUUCAUUGGCAGAUAGAUUGGUCAGAAUGCUCAACACCAGUGUGCAUGAUUCAGUCGUUCAAUAUCCAGACGAAGCAAUGGCAUAUGUCGAUUUGAAGUGCAACAAUUCGAGGCGCUUGGUUGGUAUGAUCCACUUUCGAGAUAUAUUUGCCCCUACCUUUGCGCGCAUUCAGAAUGAUUGCCAAUCCGAGCGCGUUGAUAAUGCAUUUGUCUUUGAUGGUCGGUUCAUUACUAUUACUCCAACAAGUAUCAGGCCUUCGUACCAGUAUUUGCGUGCUACCUUAGAUGACAUACGUGAACAUUACCCACAAAUGAAUCGGUUGAGUGUAUCCGAGUCCGAAUGCCACGGACUGGUGCCCUUUCCAUAUGGAAAACUACGCGUUUAUGGUAAAGCAAUAGCAUCAAGAUUAGCAACUGGGUUAACAACAAGAUCUCGCCCUUAUUGUCUUGAUGGUAACUUGAGUCUUGAACGGCGGGAUGUUGCAAACAAGCGACCUCUUGAUCUACAACUGGCUUUUAAAGUCGCACUAGCCUUCAAUGAUGUUAAGGAUAAGGAUAAGGAUAAAGAUGGGUCUAUGUCGUGGAUAACAUAUAACUUACUUCUUCAUGAUUAUAUAGGAGAGCUAAUCUCCUCUCCUAUCAAUACUCUACCACCACCCGAGAGCUUACAAGUCUUACUCGUCUGGGAUGAGUCGUCUGAUGAAUCUCGUUUCCGGGAGCACGGCGCUUUCUCUAUUAGUUUCCACGUUCACGGCGGUGGUCUAGGUCAUCGUCAGGCAUUAAGGUUGUCUGCUUUGAUGGACCACUUUUCCCAUGAAUAUCUCCAUUCAGAUUGCAUGACGCAUUCGUGGGAGAAUGUCGUUGAAUGGUUGCGUGUAUGGAGUCUUUAUUACAAGACAUACCAGUUCCUAUUUAACAGGUACUGUUGUGUGUACCGAAUCGUUUCGCCAGAAGUUCGAGAUGGUUACAGCUGCUUGCUCGACUUUAACAUCUGA
This is a messenger RNA of Coniophora puteana RWD-64-598 SS2, 1401 nucleotides long. RefSeq lists its product as uncharacterized. Lineage: Eukaryota; Fungi; Basidiomycota; Agaricomycetes; Boletales; Coniophoraceae. Bases 1 to 1401 code for a protein of 466 amino acids. The record is from RefSeq and is a predicted model, not a curated record. The transcript is spliced from 9 exons.